UUUGAUCGUCCUUUUCAGAACUACUUUCAGUAGUGCGGUGGUUCAAUAACUUUUUUUUUGAUCACGGAAAAUGGACGAGAUCGAAUGCGUCCGUCCGGAAGUUUUCCGUGCGUUUCAGUGUAUGGAUUUCGAUAAAUUGAGUGAAUUUUCUGAGGAUGAUCUCAGACCGAUUUUGCCUGCACUCGUGCGGAUGACCGUCAUUGGAGCCUUCGAUGGCGAAGUUUUCUGGCUAUCAAAGAAUCGACUUUUUGGUUGCCUAUUAUCUGUUGAUGCGGCGAAUGGAGUUACUUCGCUCUUGUCGGCCGACUUCUUGUCGUUGGACGAAGAUUUUUCGAAAGAGAUGCAACUGUGUGAGAAGUUGGGAGCGUCAGCCGCCGAGAAAAAUAGAGAUGAAAGUCCUUUAUUGAAAGAUUCCACGUCUUUCGGAGACUUGUGUCUUGAUUUUGAACGGGGUGAUGCAACCAGGAAGCUGCGUUUGCUGCUGCGAGAGAUUGCCCUUGCGUUUUGUGAGUUGAACGACGUUCAUGUUAGCUUGUCGCCGGGAAAAGCGUGCGAUUUGUUCGAGGAAGAAAUUUAUGCCGACGAGGUUUCUGACGUACUAAUUGCUGCCAUGAUGGAAAUGCCGGAUUCUUUGUCGCCUUCUGCCGUAGUUCCUGCGCUUUUCCGAAGAAUGGCCGAUCCGUCUGGUCUAAUUUGUCGGAUUGUCGCGAACUUGCCGCAUUCAUUUGUGGAUGUGUGUGUCUCGAUCAUAACAAUGAACGAGAAGUUUGACGACGAAAACCACGUAAUCGGAAAAGCUCGUUGCACCGCACUGCUUCGCUUGUGUCAGAUGAAUCCCACAGAAUGUCUCGAAGUCCCUGGGAUUUGUAUCGAUCUCGUUAGACUACCUGCAGCGGCUGUUCUGAUCAUGCUGGAAGCCAGUAUCCAGAAGUUUGCUGUCCUGCCAGGUGAUUGUGCUGUUGAUGUCGUAGCAUUUUUGAGUGGGGCUUUGCUGUCGAACAAUCCCGCAGUAAAAUCCCUUUUCUCUCAAUGGAUCAAAGCUGGUCAAAGGACAAUCAAGCGAGACUGUGAUCCGGCCACUGUGACAGGAAGUCCCUCGUUCAACGCGCUGAAGUCUCACCUUGUUGGAAGGGUUCAAGGUUUAUUGACCAAAUCCAUGAACAAUACACUUGCGAAUGAAUCCGUGGACGAAGGAAUGGCCAUUCUGCGACUGUAUUGUUUGAUGAAAGGACAUGCUGCCUACAAGUUAACAGAAGAUGAGGCGUUGUUAGUUUUGAAACUCGUAACCUCUCGUCCUCCGGCAACACAGAAAGGAGGCCGUUUUGUUUCCCUCGGUCUCUGUGUGAUGUUGGCUUGUCCAGCCCUGGUUGGAACUGCAGAGAGGGAAAGAGUUGUAGUUCAGUGGAUUCGGUGGCUAGUGAAGGAUUUCCAUGUGGAAAAAUCGUCUUAUGCCGAGCUGUUGCUGCUCAUGGCAAUUUUGUUCCAUGGGAAUCAUUUGAACGCCAUUUCCGAUCUCGUUGCUUCCACUUUAUGCCUGAAACUUCCCGUGAAACCCGGAAGCAUGCAUCGAUUAAAGACUGUCUUCACGCAAGAGGUUUUCACUGAACAGGUAGUGGCAUCUCAUGCUGUUCGAGUUGCUGUGACGGAAAAUCUGAAUGCUCGCUGUUCUGGUUUUCUCCCCGUGCACUGCAUUUAUCAUCUGGUCAAAUCUCGGGUUUUCUCGAAACACAAAGUUCCGAUUCGUGAUUGGGUUUACAGGCAACUUCUGUGUGCUGUGGAGCCUUUGCAUCCAAUAUUGCCCCAAUUAGUGGAAGUCUACGUGAACUCGAUACUGAUCCCACCCGCUGCUCGACUCGGCGGCGAAGACGAAAUAAAUGAUCCAUUCACCAUCCCUCAAGUCCUCGCUGUUUUCCAUCCAAACUCUGAAGCGUCAUCAGUUUCCCAGCUGCUUAUGCUGUACUACUUACUUUUGUAUGAAAAUUUACGUUUGAACAACAUGAAGCCUAUCAUGGCGUCAAAGCGCACUGUUCUCACGUACUCACGCGAUCUCAUGGCUCAAGUACCUGUCAAGUACUUGUUACUGAAGGCGCAGAGCGAACAAGAGCAGUACGCCACUUUGUUUCCGGCGCUGAUGCGAUUGCUCAUGUUGCAUUACCCUCACUUGUGUUUGGUGGAGGAUUGGUUACAUCAACUCGAGCCGUGGGAAUCGAAUCGGUUCAAGAAAUAUGGAGGGUGUGCGGUUCGGGAUCCAACGCGGGUCAAGGAGAUGGUGGCCGAUGCUUUUGCCAAUUUGCCAAAGUGUCCGGCCAAGGCUAUAUUUUUACUCAAGCGGCUGCGGCAGUUGUCGGCGGCACAGUUGAGACCGUUGGCUGACGUGAUUGUGUCGAAUGCCAAGUUGUUGUUGGAUUCCGAAUCGCAUCGUGUACCUAGGCUGGCUCAAGAUCUGUUCCGUGAGGUUUGGAGAAAAAUCAGCAUUGUUUACCCGAGGGCAGUUUGGGUGAUUGCUGUGAAUAGUUUGGCAAGUGAUGUCCCAAAUAUGGCCUCAAAAGAAUUGCCGAUACAUCCCAACUUCAAGCAAGAUGAUCUCACGCUUGAUCCUCUUAUCGUUCUUCGCUGCGAUCCUAGGAUUUUUGGGUGUCCCCCGUUGUUUGAGAUUGUUCUCCGAGUUUUGCGAGGAUACCUGGCCGCGUCGAGAGCUAUGUUGCAGGAGCAUAUUCUUGACAAGCCGCUUUUGCCGCAACAACUGAACCAGAAGCCCCAAGGGCUUUCUGUAGCUAUUUCAUCCGACGCGGAAAGAGAAGAACUGAAGAACGCUUUAAUAACUGCCCAAGACAGCGCUGCAGUUCAGCUUUUGCUAGAAAUCACGGCGAAUCGACAGCUGGAUUCUGGGGGAAUUGGAGAAUUGCGGAAUUCCACGGAGGUCCAAAGUUUGGUGUGCUCCCAUCUACACCACGUUUUCAUCGCCGAGCCGCAUCUCGUGAAGCUGGUGCAUUUUCAGUCGUAUCCCAGGGAACUGUUGCCAAUGACAGCUACUGGGAUCCCGUCAAUGCACAUUUGUCUCGACUUUUUGCCCGAAUUGGUGACCACUCUGGACGUUGACCGCCUCGUUUUUGCGAUAACGCUGUUGUCGCAUUUGUCCACGCAAUACGCUUUGCCAAAAGCUUUGUCCGUCACCCGGCUUGCGAUUUCCGUGAUUUUCACCAUUUUAUCGUCUUUGCCUGGGAGCGUCGUUUUGGAAGAGUUCCUUCCGAUUUUUCCUGCGCUGGUGCGGUUGGGAGUUACGUUCCCGCCUGUUUUGACGGACGUGGUGAGCUUCUUCAUUCAAUACGCCCAACAGGCAGCGUCAAUAGCCGACGUGCGAUCCACUCGGGAUAACAUGAUUUUGCUGCCAGGACCACAGCCGUCUGAUCAACUCGCGCGCCAGCCGGGGAAACCGCGCUCAGGUGACUUUCGGUCGAGUUGUAUCAAGUGUGGUAAACUUUUCGGAUUCAAGAUGAUGUCUGGACAGACUUUAACCGACCGCCUUACUGCGGCGAAGCACAGCCUUGCUGGGCAAGGCCUCGCGAAGUCGGUGUGCAAGGCAACCACAGAAGAGAUAAUCGGUCCUAAGAAGAAGCAUCUUGAUUAUCUACUGGCGUGUACGAAUGAGCCGAACGUAUCCAUACCACAAAUGGCGAAUCUUCUGAUCGAGCGGACUACGAACGCCAGUUGGGUUGUCGUGUUCAAGGCACUCAUUACUGUUCAUCACUUGAUGUGCUACGGAAAUGAGCGUUUCACGCAAUAUCUUGCUUCGAGCAACUGCACUUUCCAGCUGUCAAAUUUCCUGGACAAGACAGGAACUGCUGGCUACGACAUGUCUACGUACAUUCGCCGGUACGCCAAGUAUUUGAAUGAAAAGGCGUUGUCCUACAGAACAGUUGCGUUCGACUUCUGUAAAGUGAAGCGCGGGAAAGAAGAUGGCACAUUGAGGACGAUGCCCACAGAGAAACUGUUGAAAACCUUACCUGUGCUGCAGAACCAACUCGAUUCGUUGCUCGAAUUCGACUGCUCUGCUUCUGAAUUGACUAACGGAGUCAUUAAUACGGCAUUCAUGUUACUUUUCCGCGAUUUAAUUCGCAUUUUCGCGUGUUACAAUGACGGUAUCAUUAACUUGCUCGAGGAAUACUUCGAGAUGAACAAGAAGCAAUGUCGUGAUGCUCUGGAUCUCUACAAGAAGUUCUUGAUUCGUAUGGAUCGCGUGUCGGAGUUUUUGAAGACAGCUGAGAAAGUCGGCCUAGAUAGGAGUGAAAUUCCUGACCUGGUCAAGAACGUCGGCGUGGAUAAAGCUGAUAUUCCUGAUUUGUCCAAGGCCCCGAGUAGCUUGUUGGACGCGCUCGAAUCUCAUUUGGCAAGUUUGGAAGGCAGGAAAUAUGUUCCUCAAGCAAAUGGCCAUUCUUUCGAAACAGAUCUAGUUGACAUUGUCAAGUCGGGCUUGGAUUUGUUUAUCAGUGCUAGUGCCGUGAAUGGCGGCUCGACGGACGAUGAAACCCUGCGACUGAAAGCGUUGGCGGAAGAAGAGGCGGCCCUGGCGGCAAUCAAGGAGCGUCACGAAGCGAAGCACACGAAUCCCUUCCUGGCUUCUCCCACGGCUGAGUCGAGCCCGAUGACGUUGGCUGCCCAUGCCACGGCGGCCCCUUCAUCCGGGAACGACAUUCUGGAUCUUCUCGAUGCUCCUGCCCCACCGGCCCCUGCUCCAGUUUCGAAACCGUCUGAUGAUCUUCUGCAAUUGGGUGGGAACCCUUUUGCUGAUAUUUUGGCAUCAGGUGCGAAUUCGUCGAUGCCGCCUAAUAACGCUGCGCUCGGAAUUUUCGGCGGGGCGCCUGCGACCGGUGCCAAUUCCAUGGUCAAUCCGGACUCCAUCUGGUCCACCCCCAGCGGUCUGGGUCCAGGUAUGAACUCGCAGUUUGCGUCAGAAGCCGGAUUUGCAGCAGCGUUCGGAGGCAGUAGUGCGUCGAUCCCGAUGACGUUGGCUGCCCAUGCCACGGCGGCCCCUUCAUCCGGGAACGACAUUCUGGAUCUUCUCGAUGCUCCUGCCCCACCGGCCCCUGCUCCAGUUUCGAAACCGUCUGAUGAUCUUCUGCAAUUGGGUGGGAACCCUUUUGCUGAUAUUUUGGCAUCAGGUGCGAAUUCGUCGAUGCCGCCUAAUAACGCUGCGCUCGGAAUUUUCGGCGGGGCGCCUGCGACCGGUGCCAAUUCCAUGGUCAAUCCGGACUCCAUCUGGUCCACCCCCAGCGGUCUGGGUCCAGGUAUGAACUCGCAGUUUGCGUCAGAAGCCGGAUUUGCAGCAGCGUUCGGAGGCAGUAGUGCGUCGAGCUUUGAUGCGUUUGGACAAAUGCUUCAACCUGUAGCUGUUGGACAAAGUGCUGCGGCUGCCGCAAAUCCCGCCGGAAUGAAUUCGGGAGCGCCGUCGAAACCCGCGCAGCAAAAAUCCCUCUUUUCGGGUGACCUCGACUCGACCUUGGCUUCUUUGGCUGACAGCCUGUCCAUCAUGCCUUCAAGUGGCGCUGGAAAAGGGUGGAACUCGCCAGCGAAGCAAACUCAAAAGCCCAUGGCAGCAGCGGCGGGAUGGAGUCAACCUGCUGCGGGUGCAGGUGUCCAAGGCUUCAGACCAAUGAAUCCAGUCGGGGGUCCAAUGGGUCCUACAGGAAACUUCAUGGCAGGGCCUGCGACCGGGAACCUCCUCGGUAGCUCGGACCCGUUCGGUGCUCUGUAAUCAAUCACCUCAUUUCUAACCUCGACCCUUCAAUGCGGGGAAUUAUCUCUAUGGGGAAGAUGAAGAAGAAGAAAGCCUGGAUGCGACGAGUGGAACUUAGGCCCUCGCCUCGGUCAUGAAUGUCUUGUCUCUUUGCGGUGGUUUUUUUUUUUCUUCUUUUUUUAGCGGCUCUGGGAAAACCGUCUUUGUUCUCUCAGAUGGUUUGUGAGAGUCCGAAGAACAGGAAAUCCGAAAAAACUAAAUUUUUCGAGAAUUUCAAUUUCAAUCGGAAGAGAUGGAGAAAUGGGUCUUGGCUUUUCUCAUUUGAUCAAAACCUGUCGGCAUUUUUUAGUAGUUCAAAUGAAUAAUUUAAGUGCAGUUUGCAGAUGAAAAGCCGUUUUUUGAUUCGAUUGGCUUGGUUUUCAAAGAUUGACUUUUUUUCGCAUUUCCUGGACUUCGCCUCGGGGUAUUUAUUCUCUCUCUUUCUCAGUUUUGCGUCGACGUUGCUAGGUUUCGUGGAUUAGGUAGGAUUCCUCUUUCCCCUUUGGCUGGCAAUGUGAUUUUUUGGUUUUCGGUUUAUUUUUUAAUCCUUCGGAGGAAACGAAAAAUUUCAGGAUUGAUUUGAAGUGUGCCCUGUGUUUCCGCGCGUCCGCGUGCUUAACCUUGAUCUGAAAGCAGUGCCUGUUUUUUUUCAACAUCAACUGCACCGAGUGAUCGCAGGUUUCGUGUUUUGAUUUUCCCGUGAUUGUUUGUUGGGUUUGACACUGGAUCAAGUGCUGAGACGAUUGUGAUAUAUAUUUAUUGCUGCCGCCUGGGGAAAGAGAGAUAACGAGUUUGUUCGCCAGAUGCUUCUCGAUGUUGCACGAGGGUUCGCCUCGCUCUCUAGUUGCUUUGUUGGCUAUUGCGCGGAAAACGAAGGUCAUUCCUUUUUCCUCCUCAAAGGGACAAAAUCAGCCAAAAAUAUUUAUAUCCGCUGUAAGGUUCCUCCCGAAAAUUAUACAGGUUUUCAAUUUUAUUUCUCAAAGAUGUGCCAGGGCUUGAUGGGGUUCCAGGUUUUCGGGAUCUUGGGUGCAAAACUAUUUUCAUCAUUUGAGUGAAAUAAGGGGAAGGAAUUUUACUUGGACACUUUUUUAGCUCUUGAUUGUAAGAAGGCUACGGUAUCUUUUUUUUCUUCACUGUUGUAUUUUAGGAAUUUUAAUUUUGGGAAGAGCUUAUUAUUCACAGCGGUUUCUGAGAAAUGUGUUACGUUAGAGCUUAUUGAAAUGAGUGGGUCUCGUAUUUGAAAGGAGCACUGUGGGGCGUCCAAAAAGUUGCUGGGAUGUGAAAUACUUGGUUUUUCUUAAAUCAUGAACAUUCAGACCUUUCUUCAUGCUUCUGAAAAAAAAUGUUCGCAUUUGAUGCAGGAAAAACUGCAAUGUAUUGUUUGUAAAUCCACUUCAAUGUAAUAUUCGUGAAACCUUUUCUAAUGCUCUGUGACUUUCUGGACUCCCAAUACUUUCACUGCGUAGAGAACAAACUUGAAGAAAUUUCGCAUCAAAUCCGAUACUUGGUUUGAGUUGAUUUUUUUGUUACAGUACUGUUCGUGAUAUUGAAAUUCGAAUCUUCAGCAAAUUUCCUUUUUUGUCACGUGAAUCAUCGAAUUUUGUCGAGAUUAUGAAGAAAUUGUCCCAACCGAACUCGCAGAUUUCCGUGGGUGGAGAACUGACCUUUCUUGAUGUUCUUGGUGCGAUUAACGAUGGAAUUCAGUUACUUACUUUUUGUCCCUUCGAAGAUGAAGAAAGGUGUUGCCUGGAUUCCGUAAUAGAGCUGCCUUGUCCGUCGUGAGGCCAAAAAGAAAUAAUAUUGGGAAGAUUUAUAAAUAUUCGUAUGUAUCAUACUCCUAUAUGGGUAAACUUUAGCCUGUGCCAUCCGAGGUUUCCGCGAUUAUUGACUUCGGGGAAAGGCUGGUGGUACAAUUUUUUUUUCUCUUCGGAAUCGUCAUUGGUGUUGCUUGGAAUGGGAAUAGUUAACCGAGGAAAUUGCCGAAACAUUCCGCCUUUCGUGAAAAGAAAAGUAAGACGAGAUUAAGGGAGAAAAAAAAGUAGCGUUGUUCGUGCGAGGUUGAGGAAAUGAGCAAACGAUAGCUGAGUUUAAGUCGCAGUUGGCGUUGCGGGUUUCCGAAGUUUAUGUCGGCAACGAACGGUUGAAGCAUGAAUGAAAUUCGAAUUUCCUGUU
This is a messenger RNA of Notodromas monacha, 7945 nucleotides long. The record is from the annotation of a GenBank genome assembly. NCBI's taxonomy places the organism in Eukaryota, Metazoa, Arthropoda, Ostracoda, Podocopida, Cyprididae.